Molecule: messenger RNA, 1143 nt
Organism: Akanthomyces muscarius
Lineage: Eukaryota; Fungi; Ascomycota; Sordariomycetes; Hypocreales; Cordycipitaceae
Exons: 5
Coding region: 1-1143 (380 amino acids)
Biological process (GO): zinc ion transmembrane transport
Cellular component (GO): plasma membrane
Molecular function (GO): zinc ion transmembrane transporter activity
Source: RefSeq, a predicted model, not a curated record
AUGGCCCAAGACAAACCUCAGUGCGGUAGUGAUGCUAGUGUCACCACCGAGUAUAACCUACCACUCCAUGUGGUCGGUCUAUUUCUGAUUUUGGGCUCCUCACUACUGGGAGCUGGAUUUCCCGUCGUAGCCAAACGGUUCAAGGCUCUGAAGAUUCCCCCGUCCAUCUUCUUCGCUUGCAAGCAUUUCGGAACCGGAGUUCUCAUUGCCACCGCUUUCGUUCAUCUGCUGCCCACCGCCUUCGGUAAUCUGAUGAACCCGUGUCUGCCAGACCUUUUCACAGAGAAGUACCCACCUAUGCCCGGUGUCAUCAUGAUGGGUUCAAUGUUCAUCUUGUUCGUCAUUGAAAUGUAUCUCAAUGCCAAAACUGGUGGCCACUCCCACGGUGGCCCGACUGGUGAAGGCAUUAUCGCCCCGCACCACGGACACCACCACGACGAGCGCCCCUCGAGCGCAGACAGUGAGAAGAAAGAGGACACCACCGUGUCUGUGGGCGGAAUCACCGAGCAUGAGAGUGGUCGCAGCAGCCGUGCCGACUCCACAUCGACCCUCAACGAGACUUCCACGGACAUGACCUUCGGUCGGGCGAAGGGGGAUCCUAGCACCGAGGUACGCUACUUCGAUGAGGCAGGCCAGGAGGUUGACCCUCUUGUGUACCGCAAGAUGUCUGCCAAUAUCACUUUACUCGAGGGUGGUAUUCUCUUCCACUCCGUCUUUGUUGGCAUGACCCUCUCCAUCACCGUCGACGGCUUUGUUAUUCUCCUGAUUGCAUUUGUCUUCCACCAGGCCUUUGAGGGGCUCGGUCUCGGGUCGCGUAUUGCUGCUGUGCCGUACCCGCGCGGGAGCAUUCGUCCAUGGCUGCUGGUUGUCGCGUUUGGCGUCACGGCGCCGCUCGGCCAGGCAAUCGGCCUCGGUGCUCGCAACACAUACGACCCGAAUAGUGCGUUUGGCCUCAUCAUCGUGGGCGUCUUCAACGCAAUCUCCUCAGGCCUUCUCAUUUACGCCGCCUUGGUCGAUCUGCUGGCCCAAGACUUCCUCUCCGAAGAGGCCGACAAGACAAUGGGCACCAAGAAGAAGGGUGCCGCAUUUGCGUUUGUGUUGGUAGGAGCUGCCGCCAUGUCCGUUAUCGGCGCAUUUGCGUAA